AUGAAAUUGUCUGCCCUAUUAGCUUUAUCAGCCUCCAGCGUGGUUUUAGCAGCCCCAGCUGUCCACCAUAGCGACAAUCACCAUCACAACGACAAGCGUGCCGUUGUGACCGUUACUCAGUACGUCAACGCGGACGGCGCUGUUGUUAUUCCAGCGGCAACCUCUGCUACUUCUGCCGCUAGCAACGGCAAGGUCGAGUCUGUAGCAGCAGCCACCACCACUUUGUCUGCCACGGCUGCAACUACAUCUGCAGCAGCCUCGUCCUCGUCCUCGUCCUCGUCCUCGUCUUCGUCCUCGUCUGUUGGUUCUGGAGAUUUCAAAGACGGUACCAUUUCCUGUUCUGACUUUCCAUCUGGCCAAGGUGCUGUCUCUUUGGAUUGGUUAGGUUUGGGCGGCUGGGCUUCCAUCAUGGACAUGGACGGUAACACAGCCACCUCCUGUCAAGAUGGAUACUACUGUUCUUAUGCUUGUUCUCCAGGCUACGCCAAAACUCAAUGGCCUUCUGAGCAACCUUCUGAUGGUAGAUCCGUUGGUGGUCUGUACUGUAAGAACGGCAAGUUGUACCGUUCCAACACCGACGCCAGCGGGCUGUGUGAGGAAGGUCAAGGUUCUGCCCAAGUUGUCAACAAGGUUUCUGGCUCGAUUGCUAUUUGUGGUACGGACUAUCCAGGUUCCGAAAAUAUGGUCGUUCCUACUGUUGUUGGCGCUGGUUCCACCCAACCAAUCAACGUCAUCAAGGAGGACUCUUACUAUCAAUGGCAAGGUAAGAAGACUUCUGCCCAAUACUACGUCAACAACGCCGGUGUCUCUGUGGAAGAUGGGUGUAUUUGGGGUACUGAAGGCUCCGGUGUCGGUAACUGGGCCCCAGUUGUCUUGGGCGCUGGUUACACUGAUGGUAUCACUUACUUGUCCAUUAUUCCAAACCCAAACAACAAGGAUACCCCAAAUUUCAACAUCAAGAUUGUGGCUACUGACGGCUCCUCCGUCAAUGGUGCCUGCUCUUAUGAAAAUGGUGUUUACACUGGCUCCGGCUCUGACGGUUGUACCGUUUCCGUCACCUCCGGCUCUGCUAACUUUGUCUUUUACUAA
Saccharomyces mikatae IFO 1815 is the source of this 1089-nucleotide messenger RNA. It is a transcript of the gene UTH1, whose product is annotated as SUN family protein UTH1. Gene Ontology annotation, cellular component: cell surface; fungal-type cell wall. The record is from RefSeq and is a predicted model, not a curated record. The coding region runs from base 1 to 1089 and encodes 362 amino acids. NCBI's taxonomy places the organism in Eukaryota, Fungi, Ascomycota, Saccharomycetes, Saccharomycetales, Saccharomycetaceae. The transcript has a single exon. Gene Ontology annotation, biological process: fungal-type cell wall organization.